Molecule: messenger RNA, 3774 nt
Organism: Andrographis paniculata
Lineage: Eukaryota; Viridiplantae; Streptophyta; Magnoliopsida; Lamiales; Acanthaceae
Product: LRR receptor-like serine/threonine-protein kinase ERL1
Exons: 27
Coding region: 602-3580 (992 amino acids)
Biological process (GO): hormone-mediated signaling pathway; protein phosphorylation
Cellular component (GO): plasma membrane
Molecular function (GO): receptor serine/threonine kinase binding; ATP binding; protein kinase activity
Source: RefSeq, a predicted model, not a curated record
CUUCCAUACUCUUCUCUGUCGCUCUGUACCUUCACAUACAUACAUCCAUGUGUACGUAGAGGUGGGGAGAGAGAGAGAGAGAGGCAUUUUCUCACUCUUCAUAACGCAAAAGUUGCAAAUGGCGGAGCAGCUGCAGCAUUUGUGCACAGUACAGUGUGUGUGUGUGGCAGUGUUGUUGGCUAACAUUUAACGCACUCUCCUUUUACUUUUAUUCAAUUUCGCUCUCUCUCUCUCUCUCUCUCUGCAUUCAUUCUGAUUCAUAUUCUCUCUCUAUCUCUAUCUGUGUCUGUCUCUCUCUGUCUCUAGCUCUCUUAAUGGUUUGUGCUGCUGCUCUGCCUUACAGUUCACGCCAAACGCCUGUUUCUCUGUAACUAUAUGCACUGCUUUCUUGCUAUCUCUCUCUCUCUACGGUUGCAUACGAAGGCACGAUUCCUUAUGGUGUUUUUUGGUCUCAUUUGAACUAUGAGGAGUGAUAGGGAUAGGAUGCUGUAGAAAAACUGGAAUCCGGAUCGAGAACUUCCAUUUUUAUCAUGUUCGUUCGCUCCUUCGUUUUGUUCGUAUAUCUACUAUCUAUUCAGUGACGAUAAUUCAAAGAGCGGUGAUGGAACAAGAGACGAAGAUGGAUUCAGAAUUUUGGUUGCUGUUAUGCAUUUUGUUGGUUUCCUUUCUGCAAUUUCCUGAUGCCUCUGCUCUCAGCGAUGAAGGCAAGGCUUUAAUGUCCAUUAAAUCCUCAUUCAGCAACGUCGCAAAUGUGCUGCUGGACUGGGACGAGAUUCAAAAUAAUGAUUUCUGUUCUUGGCGAGGUGUGUCUUGUGGCAACAUCACCAUGUCCGUUGUUGCUCUGAAUCUUUCAAAUCUGAACUUGGGAGGUGAAAUUUCCCCAGCAAUUGGAGAUCUCAGGAGUCUUCAGUCUGUAGACCUUCAGGGAAACAAAUUAACUGGUCAAAUCCCUGAUGAAAUUGGGAACUGUGUCUGUCUUGUGCUGCUUGACUUGUCGGAUAACCUGCUGGAAGGGGACAUACCAUUUUCCAUCUCCAAGCUGAAGCAACUUGAGCUACUGAACUUGAAGAACAACCAGCUCACUGGUCCAAUCCCUUCGACUCUAACACAGAUACCAAACCUAAAGACACUCGAUCUGGCCCGAAACCUGCUUAUCGGAGAGAUACCACGACUCCUAUACUGGAAUGAAGUGCUGCAGUAUUUGGGUCUUCGUGGAAACAUGUUAACUGGAAUGUUGUCGCCGGAUAUGUGCCAACUGACGGGGCUUUGGUACUUUGACGUUAGAGGCAACAAUCUUACCGGAACUAUACCGGACAACAUUGGCAAUUGCACGAGCUUUGAGAUACUGGAUAUCUCUUACAAUCAGAUUGAAGGAGAGAUUCCCUACAAUAUAGGGUUUCUACAAGUAGCCACUCUAUCUUUACAAGGGAAUUUGCUGACUGGAAAAAUUCCUGAGGUGGUGGGUUUGAUGCAAGCCCUUGCUGUCCUGGAUUUGAGUGAGAAUAAAUUGGUUGGACCAAUUCCACCCAUUCUUGGAAAUCUUUCUUACACUGGGAAGCUAUAUCUACAUGGAAAUAAGCUUACCGGUCCCAUUCCUCCCGAGCUGGGCAACAUGACGAAGCUGAGCUAUUUGCAAUUGAAUGACAAUAAACUGAGUGGUGUUAUCCCUGCCGAACUUGGCCAUCUCGAGCAGCUUUUUGAAUUAAAUUUAGCCAACAAUGAUCUUGAAGGACCUAUACCAGAAAACAUCAGCUCCUGCACUGCACUGAAUCAGCUCAACAUACAUGGCAACCAUUUGAAUGGAUCCAUUCCCUCUGGUUUAAAACAUUUGGAGAGCCUUACGUAUCUUAAUCUUUCCUCGAAUCAAUUCAAAGGGAGCAUUCCUGUCGAACUGGGGCACAUCAUCAACCUUGACACAUUGGAUCUUUCGAGCAAUGAUUUUUCUGGAUCCAUUCCUUCAUCUGUAGGAGACUUAGAGCAUCUUCUCAUUCUGAAUUUAAGUCACAACCACUUUACUGGACACAUCCCAGCUGAAUUCGGGAACCUGAGGAGUGUACAAACAAUAGAUAUGUCAUUCAACAAGCUCUCCCGCGGCAUUCCUGAAGAAUUGGGACAGCUGCAGAAUGUAGCCUCUCUGAUUCUCAACAACAAUGAUUUGAGUGGAAGAAUACCCGAACAAUUAAGCAACUGCUUAAGUCUUGAAAAACUGAAUGUUUCGUACAACAACUUCACUGGGCUUGUUCCCAUUAGCAGAAAUUUUACUCGGUUCUCGCCCGACAGCUUCAUUGGGAAUCCAUUGAUCUGUGGGCACUGGUUAGGCUCAAUAUGUGAACCUUAUCCUCCGAAAUCACGAGCCAUGUUUUCGAGAACAACGAUUGUCUGCAUGACCUUAGGCUUCACUGCAUUGCUGUCCAUGAUAAUCGUAGCGCUGUACAAAUCAAACCCUCCGAAACAGUUCAUAAAGGGCUCUAACAAGAACUCGGCGCAAGGUUGUUUCAUGUCGACAGGUUCUUCCAAGAUGGUUGCUCUCCGAAUGGACAUGGCGAUCCACACGUACGAGGACAUAAUGAGGCUCACCGAGGAUCUUAGCGAGAAAUACAUCAUCGGAUAUGGAGCUUCAAGCACCGUCUACAAAUGCGUGUUGAAGAAUUCCCGACCCAUUGCAAUUAAGCGGCUCUACACUCAGUAUCGCCACGACUCCUCCGAGUUUGAAACCGAGCUGGAGACGAUUGGCAGCAUCCGCCACAGAAACCUUGUCGGCUUGCACGGCUACUCCCUUUCGACGCAGGGAAAUCUCCUCUUCUACGACUAUAUGGAAAAUGGAUCCCUAUGGGAUCUUCUUCAUGGCCCCUCGAAGGUGAAACUCGACUGGGAAGCGCGUCUGAAAAUAGCAGUCGGCGCGGCUCAAGGGCUAGCUUACCUUCACCAUGACUGCAGCCCGAGGAUCAUACACAGGGACGUGAAAUCCUCGAACAUUCUACUAGAUGAGAAUUUCGAAGCCCAUCUUUCUGAUUUUGGGAUUGCGAAAUGCCUCCCGACUGCAAACACGCAUGCGUCGACUUAUGUGCUUGGAACCAUAGGAUACAUAGAUCCCGAGUACGCGAGGACUUCUUGGCUGACCGAGAAGUCUGAUGUCUAUAGCUUCGGCAUCGUGCUUCUGGAGCUCUUGACGGGGAAGAAGGCCGUAGACAACGACCUGAACUUGCAUCAGCUGGUGCUAUCGAAGGCGGACGACAACACGCUAAUGGAGACGGUGGAUCCUGAGGUGUCGGUUACGUGCGUGAAUUCGUCGCACAUAAGGAAGAUGUUUCAGCUGGCAUUGCUGUGCACGAAACGGCAGUCGACGGAGCGGCCAUCGAUGCAUGAGGUUUCUAGAGUUCUGGUUUCACUGAUGCCGCCUCCGCCGGAGAAGCCUUGCUGGACGACUCCGGGGAAGAAUUUCGACUAUGCGCAGUUUGUGGCGGUGGCGUCGCCGCAGCAGAAGCAGAAGCUGCAAGAGAACAAGAGCAGCAGCAGCAGCACAUCAGAUGGUGAAUGGUACGUGAGAUUUGGAGAGGUCAUAUCGAAGAACAGCAUUUAAAAUGGUAUGUGGGGAUUGAUUUUUGGGUAAGUCCUUAAUUUUGUGAUAUUUGAUUCUGAAAAAUGGAUGAUAUUUAAGAAGUGGGCGCAGCGCGGUUUAGUGUUUUUUCACUACAAACUCAGAACAGACAGACAGAUUGGUUUGUGCUUUGUCUGUAUUGUAUGGGCAUGGGUAUGGGAAUGCGUAUGUGUGUA